CACACCAACCAAAACAGCUCCAGCUGGAUAGACAAGAUACACACGCACACACACACACACACACACACACACACACCGUCCACAUCUCGCCCAGCUACCUUUCGAUUUUCUGUUCCACAAAGACAUCGGAAUCAGCCCCGCCAUCAUACACCCCGCCUUGCUGGUUGCUUCAUCUUCAGCUUCUUCUUCCUCACUCUCAUUCUCCAGCCUCAAGCUCUCGUCUCUCCUCCGCAGCACAAACAGCCAUGCCCAAGACACAGCCCAAUCUCUACGCCUUCCCAGGCACCGACGCCCUCGCGCAGGCCCUCCGCGCCUACGUGAUCCAGAGCCAAAACGCCGGCAUCGAGCGGCACGGCGUCUUCAAGGUGGCCGUCUCGGGCGGCUCGCUGCCCAAGACGCUGGCGCAGGCCCUGCUGGCGCCCUCGUCGGGCCCGGGCGACGUCGUCGACUUCACCAAGUGGGAAAUCUUCUUCGCCGACGAGCGCGCCGUGCCGCUGGACCACGAAGACUCCAACUACGCCCUCGUCAAGAAGGAGCUGCUCGACAAGCUGCCCGCCGACCAGCAGCCCGCCGCCGUGCACGCCAUCGACACGGCCCACCUCGAUGACGUCCAGGAGCUCGCCGACCAGUACGAGCAGACGCUCGUCGCCAGCUUCGCCUCGCGCGACUCGGUCCGCCUGCCCAUCUUCGACCUGCUGCUGCUCGGCUGCGGACCCGACGGACACACGUGCUCGCUCUUCCCCGGCCACGAGCUGCUGCGCGAGGCCGACGCCUGGGUCGCCCCCAUUGAGGACUCGCCCAAGCCGCCCCCCAAGCGCAUCACCCUGACGCUGCCCGUCGUCACCCACGCCGUCCGCGUCGCCUUCGUCGCCACCGGCUCCGGCAAGCGCGACAUCAUGAAGCGCAUCUUUGACGCCGGCGAGGGGCUGCCCUGCUCUCUUGUCAACGAGGCCGCGGGAGACCGGUGCAGCUGGUUCGUCGACGAGGCGGCCGUUGAGGGCGUUGCUUUCCCUCGGAGGGCAUACUUGUAA
Molecule: messenger RNA, 1031 nt
Organism: Trichoderma reesei QM6a
Lineage: Eukaryota; Fungi; Ascomycota; Sordariomycetes; Hypocreales; Hypocreaceae
Product: 6-phosphogluconolactonase
Exons: 1
Coding region: 246-1031 (261 amino acids)
Biological process (GO): carbohydrate metabolic process; pentose-phosphate shunt
Molecular function (GO): 6-phosphogluconolactonase activity
Source: RefSeq, a predicted model, not a curated record